AACACACGUCCGAAGUGGCUCAGUCAUUGCAUCGUCCUUUUAAGUAGGACGCCUCCUCGUGGCAGCACCAUACUGCAACCUGUAGCCAUGGCGUUCCUGUCCACCUCGGUUGUAGCUUGUGCCAUCCUGGCGUACGUGCUGGUCGACGCGAAGGUACACAACCCGUACGACGAUCAGUACUAUGCCUACAAACCAUCAUUCACCUUGAAAUCGUACUCACCGCCCUGCAAAUUCGACUACCCGUACAACCCGACCGAGCUUGCGACUCUGGAGAAGCGGCUCUUGACUUGCAUGAAGGAUCUGCCCAGCCGCCCUUUUCCCAACAAGACUACGCCAAACCUGGAUUGCGCGCGCGCGGCCGUCGACAGUCUUCGGGGCAGCCAGGCUCGCAGUACGGCAGGAGUUCCCGCUGCCACCGUCGCUUGUCUUCGUCUCCCGCGCUACGCAGCUACCCUCAACAAGGACAUCAUCUCCAAGGCGGAAACUUGCAUCCAGAACGCGGUUAAGGCUCUUUGAGGGGCGCCCGCGAGUUUUAGUUAGGGUUACAUGGGUAGCUUCAGGAACGCGGUCUUGUGGGAUCACUUGUAAACGGCCCCAUCUGAACCCUCUGUACGGUCAGUCAUCAGGAACGCAAUAAAGUGAAUAACUGUUA
Messenger RNA from Thrips palmi, 652 nucleotides. RefSeq lists its product as uncharacterized. The coding region runs from base 88 to 516 and encodes 142 amino acids. NCBI's taxonomy places the organism in Eukaryota, Metazoa, Arthropoda, Insecta, Thysanoptera, Thripidae. The transcript is spliced from 3 exons. The record is from RefSeq and is a predicted model, not a curated record.